Molecule: messenger RNA, 707 nt
Organism: Guillardia theta CCMP2712
Lineage: Eukaryota; Cryptophyceae; Pyrenomonadales; Geminigeraceae
Exons: 5
Coding region: 257-664 (135 amino acids)
Source: RefSeq, a predicted model, not a curated record
UCACCGUAAUCGUCUCAGCCUCAUCAGAGCUGGUAAGUACCCCACAGACACGCCGGCGCGCCGCUCGACUUCCAGCAGGUCCUGGAGGGAUGCUGGUGGGAAUCAGAAGGGAGAUGACAGGGAGGAGAGGAGAAGAGAGGAGAGAGGAGAGGAGGAGAGAGGAGUCGUGCAGGAAAGUAGCAAGGCGAACGUAUCUGGUAAGGCAAAUUUCCAUGUGGUCCUGUCAAGAGCGCUUGACAAGCUGGAACGAACUCUGAUGAGUCCUACUGAGGAGACUGCCGACGUCAGCCAGGGGUCAAAGGCGGCGGGUUCGGGGUCAGAUGUACAGCCAGCGUCCAAGGGGACAAGAACACAAAAACAUCGCAAGGCCGAAGAUUACACCAAGAUGUUCGAUCUUGGCAUCAAUCGGAUCCUGCAGACGAAGGAUACACGACAGCAAGACGAUAGGGCCGCCGCCAUGCUGAUCCCUCGAGCAAACCUCCGGGAGGUCCGUCGUGAGCUGAAAGAGUACCACGAUAACUUCGUCUCACAGCGUCUGCGGUUCUUUGAGGAGAGAACGGACAUGGAAGCGAUGGUAGAUAAGAUUAUCGUCGCCAACAGGUUCGGACAGUUUGGUGCGAGGAGGAUGCAGGUGGCAGGAGUGGAGUUCGAAGAGGACUCUUAGUCUGUCUUGUUCAUAAUUUGUACAGCAAACAACUCAAGGUUUU